Molecule: messenger RNA, 261 nt
Organism: Staurois parvus
Lineage: Eukaryota; Metazoa; Chordata; Amphibia; Anura; Ranidae
Source: the annotation of a GenBank genome assembly
AUGUGCGCUAAUGAGGCUGCAGUGAUGGGCACUGAUAGGCUGCACUGAUGGACACUGAUGGGCACUGAUGAGGAGACACUGAAUCAGGGGCGGACUGACAACUCAUGGGGCCCCCGGGCAAUAGGGGAUCAUGGGGCCGCUGUGUCCUUGCCCAAACUCAAAAAAGCCUAUGCAAAAGGUAUCAGGGGCAUCUCACGGGGCCCCCUAUUGACCCCGGGCCCUCAGGCAGUGCCUGAGUUUCCAAAUGGUCAGUCCGCCCCU